AUGGACAGAUUAAUGGUGACUCACUUAGAAAGACAAGACAAUGAAGUGGGUGAUGAGUCUGAUCUGGCUACAUCCACAUCUCCAACUCCAUCUCCACACCAACAUUUACCUUCUCAAACUUACUAUCAUGGUACGACGCAAUGCUCUCCGGCCAGAAUUACUUCUUCAAUUGAACUGGAAGCGAUAUACGAUUUGAGAAGGCAUAUGGAGCAACUGUCGCAUGAAAUGUCUGAGCUGAGAAAAUCAAUGAAGCUCAAGGAGAAGGAACAUCACGUGAAGGGGCACCAAAGAAAGGCAAUUGUUGUAUAUGCUGCGAGAUGUGGGCAUAUGUGCACUUGUCUAAAGUGUGCACAUGAGUUACAACGGAGCAGUGGAAAAUGCCCAAUUUGUGGAGCUCCAAUAGUGGAUGUUGUGCGGGCCUAUAUGGAUACAAAUUAUCCCUCCAUCGAAUCCAGGGAGCGAUUCGAUAAUGGUUUCGAUCAGCAGGGUGCAACAGCUCACAGUGAUAAUCAGACUGAUUCAAGAAGCCCUCAAAGGGAGAUAGCAAAUGACACCAUAGAUUCGGACAAUUCUUCCAUCCCCAUUACACCUAAUGAAGGUGCACACAUUCAUGAAGCUAAUUGCACUGAGCAGCAAAGUCCAGUGCUUGAACAAAAUUCCUUGUCGUAUGCAAGUGAAGAUGUUCAAGAAAAUUUGAAUCCAAGUUCUGAUAUUAUACGGCAAGGAACAAUUUCAGAGACCGGAAACGUUGAGUCGCAAAAAGCAACAGAUUCAACCACGUUGUCUGAUGGCUGGGAUACAAAUGAUGCAGUAGAAGAAGUCGAAGACAAUUACCAGCAAUAUUCAGAAACCAACUAUGAUUGGAUUAGUGAUAUCUCACGUCCAAGGAGCCACUGGGAAGAUCGUAGGAAAGCCUGGUACCAAAAGAUGCAUAACUGCAAUUCAGAGAAUGAGAUAUGUCGGUUACUCGAAAGAAGAACAGUAUCAAAUUUUCAUUGCAGUGCCUUUAGAGAAAGAAUAGAGAGAUUAAUGGUGACUCACUUAGAAAGACAAGUACGUCAAGAAAACGAAGAAGAAGAUGAGGAACAAAACCAUGAACAAUUGAUGACUUUCCUGCAAAGGCGCAUGCAUCUAGCAGAAACUCAACAACAACAUCAACAAGAAUUGGAGAAGGAGGAGGAACAAGAACAACAGCAACAACAACAUCUACAAGAGGAAGAGGAGGAGGAGAAUGAUGAGGAAGAGGAGGAGGAAAAAGAAGAAGAAAUCGUAAAUAGUGGUCAAUAUCAAGAGGGCAGUGAUUAUAUUAACCAAUCCACUUCUUCACUGCAAAUCCCGCCAUCAUCUCUACUUGGUUCAUGGGUAUACCAGGACAAUGAAGUGGGUGAUGAGUCUGAUCUGGCUACAUCCACAUCUCCAACUCCAUCUCCACACCAACAUUUACCUUCUCAAUCUUACUAUCAUGGUACUACGCAAUGCUCUCCGGCCAGAAUUACUUCUUCAAUUGAACUGGAAGCGAUAUACGAUUUGAGAAGGCAUAUGGAGCAACUGUCUCAUGAAAUGUCUGAGCUGAGAAAAUCAAUAAAGGUUUGCAUGGACAUGCAGAUGACCAUGCAACAAUCCAUUAAACAGGAAGUUAAUUCAGGUUUGUACAUUUAG
This is a messenger RNA of Ziziphus jujuba (common jujube), 1659 nucleotides long. RefSeq lists its product as uncharacterized. The coding region runs from base 1 to 1659 and encodes 552 amino acids. The transcript is spliced from 7 exons. The record is from RefSeq and is a predicted model, not a curated record. Lineage: Eukaryota; Viridiplantae; Streptophyta; Magnoliopsida; Rosales; Rhamnaceae.